This is a messenger RNA of Penicillium brasilianum, 809 nucleotides long. The record is from the annotation of a GenBank genome assembly. Lineage: Eukaryota; Fungi; Ascomycota; Eurotiomycetes; Eurotiales; Aspergillaceae.
CCCAAAACAAUCAGUCGCUGUACGAGUCGUCCCGGCCGCCUAUUCCGUCAAUCGAGAUAGCAUCUUGUUGAAAAAACAAUCAUCUGCUCUCAGUAAACCCAUAACGACGAAUCAAGUACAAUGGCUGUCGAAGCUGCUCCUGUCUCUCCCGUCCCUAUUGCGGAGCUGACCAAGAUCACCUCUGAUGCUUGCGAUGCCGCCCUGAAGGAUGCCACUGAGUACGAGCACGGUCUCGUCGGCAACUGGAACUCGCAGAUCAUCAACACCGUCCUCAAGGCCCUCAUCUCCGCCACCGCUCCUUCCGAGUCCAACAAGCCCGCUCCCUACCGUUUCACCGUGAACAGCACCAUCGUGCAGCAGGGCAUCAUCGACAAGACCGCCGCCGCGGACGGCACACAGAGCAAUGCCGGCAAGCGCGGUAUGCACUCCGCCUCUGGCGCCUUCUGGGACGUCAACCGCGACGGCAUGUGGACGUUCAAGUAUCCCGGCGCCGAAGAGCGGGGAUUGGAUGUUGUCGUUAGCGUGACGUGGUUUGCCGUGAACUGAGCGGAUUGUUUGGUUUUUCUCUGAAAUUAUUGGCGAUCUGAGCUUAUCGGGGGUUGUUUGGAAUAGUUAUAGGAGGAUGUGUGGAAAAUCAUGGCCGGCAGACUCGUUUUAUGACUAUUACUGGAAGAGCGUGUCCGAUACGGAUUUGAUAUACUCGUUUCGAUCGGUCCAUUUCCAUUUUGUUCCUUUGUGAUGUAUUUUGACACCCAAUUUGUCUUUUCAUGUUAUUAUGUUGAGCGAUCGGCUUGUCUAUGACUAUGUCA